Messenger RNA from Hyaloperonospora brassicae, 1065 nucleotides. NCBI's taxonomy places the organism in Eukaryota, Oomycota, Peronosporomycetes, Peronosporales, Peronosporaceae. The record is from the annotation of a GenBank genome assembly.
AUGACGAGUCGGACGGCUUCCAACGGCGCCUCGUCCCGGAGCGGAUCUCGAGACCCGUCGGCCGCACUCUCGAGCAAUGAGUCAGAACGUUUGCAGCUACAGACUGGACGUCCGAUGCUGCGUGUCAACCGAAGCGGUGGUGCUGGUGGUAAGAGUGCUACAGAUGAUGUUGAAGGCGACCGAAACGCGCAGACAACGUCGGCUUGGCAAGGACGAGAAGGAUCUGAUGGAGCAAACGCUCAUGGGAACAUGAACAACAUGCGGCGGUAUCUACGAGCAGCGCGGACGCUCUAUGAGGUGCAGUACCAGAUGAAGCGGCCCUCGGCGAUCCUGAAAAUGAAGCCCAAUUCAUAUGGGCUGAAAAGCCGAUCUACGUUUGACGCGUUGGCGGCGCUGGUGUCGCCUCUCCGAGCGCACCAAGUUCUUGAUGACUGGACAGGAAUCGAGAUCGGUCUGUUUGAGGAGGCCCAUGAACGCUUUGGAAAAGACUUCUACGCUAUUGCUGGGCAGAUUCCAGCGAAAAACGUAAAGGAUACUGUUGCGUUUUAUUAUAUUUGGAAGAAACAUGGAUCGUGCACGAAAACGCGCGACGGUGAUACCCUUUCGAACGACUUUCCACGGGAGUCUGAACCAGACGUGUCUGUAGCGACACUGAAGCUCAUGGGUCGUCUUCGAAAGCGACAGCUGUGCACUCAAGAUUACUUUGACGCUGCUCGGGCUAUGUAUUCUCCUCGACCAUUGUGUGCGUCGAACCAGAAGAGACACAAGGUUUCCGCGUUUGGACUACAGCGCAUUGCCUGCUUCCAGCAAGGCCUCAAAGGCGUUUCGUCAUUGCGUGCACCAUCAGUGCUAGACACGUGGACUCCGUUCGAGAUCAGGUUGUUCGAAGUUACGAUCGAGUGCCGUGGCAAAGAUUUUCCGCACAUUGCAGAUGUAAUCAAGAAGUCCUGCAAAGACGUUGUUGCAUUUUACUACGUGUGGAAAAAGGAUUCCCACUAUCAAGCCGUGAAGAAUCGCUGGGAAAGAAAAAGUGAAGCAAGCUCAAGGGAGGUAUCCCCCAGCUGA